CCUUGGUUACGUCUUGUACACCGACUGGUUUCUUUGCGGAUGAAGCGUGGAAAGCCAACCUGUGAAAGCAAGAGAUGAGUGGGAGAGACCUGCGUACCUUUCUGUCAAGUCACCGUGCUGAGGACGUAGAGAAGCUGACGCAGAGAGUAAAGGAUGAAUUGGGAAUCACCAAAUACAAACCUGUUCAGUAUGACAAGCUUCAGGCCAUGGUGGAGGCCAAGAAGCUGUACUCUGAGAAGAUUGAACACAAGGUGCAGAAGAGUCUGCGUGUGGUGCAGGAGAGGAGAGAGAGCUGUCUGCUACGCCAGCACAGACACAUGUGGACCUCCGAAAGCCACAAACUGAGCCGAGCCAGGGAGCGACUUGAGGCAGAUUUGAGGAACUUUCUGAGCAGAAGCAGACUGGAAGAAGGGGAGGAUGGAGACCUUUUCACUGAACUGCUGCAUUUUGAUCUGAGUUUGGAGCAUGAACGUGAAGCAUUUCGCAUGGCCACAGUAGAGCCAGUGUGCCAGCUAAGAGAGGACCUGCUCUACAGACUGAUGUCACAGCCUCCAGCAGCCAAUCAGCGUGCAGAGUGGGUGCAAGUCCUUCAGCAGGUGGUAUCUGUGAAGGAACAGCAGCAGGCUGUGAUGGACAGACUGCAGGAUGAGUGUGUUGCUAUCGAGCAGGAGCUAAGUGCUGCUGGACUGGAGGAGCGACUGGAUGCUGCUGCAGUGGAGGCGUAUGUUGGUGUACUGGAGCAGAUACCAGAGGAGAUCCUGACCGCACACUGCCCUUACCCCGAGGCCAAAGAAUCCAUCAUCAGGGCCUUCAUCAACAUGUCAGAAAAAUACUCAGAGCGCCUGGAGAGAGCCCGCAGCAGGUUACUGGGCCUGGACAGGAAUUGUGGCUGGAAUGAAGAGGAUCACUUGCGGUUCCUCCACAUCAUAGGUCAAUAUUCUCCUGAGCUAAAAAACCACAGAGGGCUCUAUAUGGACAUGCUCCAGAGAAUUCUACCCCAUGUCUCCAGAGCAGAACUGAGUGCCCAUGAGCGGACCUGGGACUGGUACAGGUUCAGCGUAGAGCAGGAGAGGCUGCUGUUGGAGAGUUGGCACAGGGAGCAGGCAUUUCUCCGGCUGCGGACUCUGCGGUUGUUGGAGGAUGCCAGGGUCAUCUAUGACGAAGAGCAGAGCCUGCAGAGUGACAGAUUACACCAGCAACACAUCUGUGCACAGCUUAGACAAAAGCUUCAGCAGUGGCAUGAGCAGCAGGAAGAGGUGGCUCGGAUGGAGGCAUCUGUAGCAGCCCGCUGGCAGGAGGAGGAGAAAGAAAGACAGAGAGAGGAGCAGGAGAGAGAGCAUGCCAGGAGGACCAGACAGAAACAACAAGUGCGAGAGUUUUAUGAGGAGCAGGGGAGGAGGAGAGCGGAGUGGAGGUACAGGGAGGAGACGAGACUGGCACAGCUCAGGAGAGAGAUGGAGGAACAGGCAAGGAGAGAUAAAGAAAGGGUGCAGUUCAGAGAGAAGUUGCUGCAGCAUCGACAGCAGGAGCAACAAGCUAAAGAGAGACUCAAACAGAGAAAGGAUGAGGAGCGAGAGGAGAGACUACAGACACUACGCAAUCAGGUUGCCAUUGUUGCAGAGGCAGACCCAGAGAGGAUGAUGGGACAGACUGAAGCAUGGAGAACCCGUCUACAGCCUGACAAAGAAGAGUUCAUGCUGCAGAGACCCCUCUAUCACUUACACACCUAUACAGACACACAGAUCGUGGCUGACCCGAGGGUGCGUAUAGAGCAGGCGCUCAGGACGGCAGGUCUUCAUCACACACACUACGCACGAACGCUACUUUCAGAAAUCCCACCACCAAAACCACCGCGACGAGACACAGAAUCCACCGCCUUCAAAUCCUAACCUUAAAUUGUUCAUAUCACUCACACACUUUUAAUGUUUCAUCUUACGUGGAAAAAAAUCAGUAACAGGAACCAGGACAUUCUGCUCCACAGCAGCAUGCUGCAGAGCGACAUGAUUUUCAUUGCAGGCAGAAAAAAAGGAAAGGGACUCUAAUCAGUAAGCGUAAUCAUUAUUAUACUUUAUUGCAUAAUACUGGAAAUGAAAUGGUUUGCAAAAAAAUUAAUAUUCUGUUUAAAUGUGAAUUUGAGAUUAAAUCCAGACAGCAUCACUGUUGAAAGGAGAUUAGAAGAGCUCUGCUACUUCACCUCUGCUGGGUUCAUUAAUGUAUCUCUGAGAGAUGGUGCUUUUGAAUAGGGAUGAGUGUCCAAUCUUAGAGCUAGUGUGACUGCAGAUUUUCAUCCCAAUCAAACAGGAGUUACACCAGAUACCACAUAUUUAACCGGUCUUCUUCCUUGAAUGACUGAUGAGUUGUGUUAGCAGUGCAGUUCAUUCUGAAGGGACCUUACACACGGCAACCCUGUUGUGUUGACCAUCGCUUCAAAGGGCCCUUCUACAUGGUCAUUAUUUAAUGAACCACCUGAAUGAUUCACUUUAUACUGGAGAUGUUUUGCAGUGUUAUUACUCUGAAUGGAAAAACUGUGAUUGGAACCAGCCUACCAACUUAUAUGUGUUAGAGGUGAUGUGCUUUGGUUAAACAUUAUCUUAAACAUGCCAGUGCAUUUGGGUAAGAGUUUAGGUUUUAAAGAUCCAGUUAAAAAAAAAAGAUGACAAUAUUUCUCUGGUGGUCUUUUCUUUUCCAAAGAAGCACAACUACAUAUUUUC
Molecule: messenger RNA, 2711 nt
Organism: Pangasianodon hypophthalmus (striped catfish)
Lineage: Eukaryota; Metazoa; Chordata; Actinopteri; Siluriformes; Pangasiidae
Product: coiled-coil domain-containing protein 148
Exons: 15
Coding region: 75-1889 (604 amino acids)
Source: RefSeq, a predicted model, not a curated record